Vairimorpha ceranae is the source of this 864-nucleotide messenger RNA. RefSeq names its product heat shock transcription factor. Gene Ontology annotation, molecular function: DNA-binding transcription factor activity; sequence-specific DNA binding. Gene Ontology annotation, biological process: regulation of DNA-templated transcription. The coding region runs from base 1 to 864 and encodes 287 amino acids. NCBI's taxonomy places the organism in Eukaryota, Fungi, Microsporidia, Nosematidae. The record is from RefSeq and is a predicted model, not a curated record. The transcript has a single exon.
AUGAAGUUUAAAGAAAGUAAAGAGUUCGUUAAAAAGUUAUAUGAUAUAUUAGAAGAUAAAAAAAACGAAAAAUACAUAAGGUGGAAUGAAUCGGGUUUAUCUUUUUUUAUUAUUGAUCCUAAAGAAUUUGCUGAAAACAUUCUACAAAAUUUUUUUAGACAUAAAAAUAUUAAUUCGUUUAUUAGACAACUUAAUAAGUACGACUUUCACAAAAUAAAAUCCAAACCAGAACUUAUUUUAAGCUUUGGUAAUCAGGUUAUUGAAUUCGAACAUAUGUAUUUUCAAAGGGGAAAAAGAAACCAACUUUAUAAAAUAAAGCGUAAAAGUUCAUCUUUAGAACAGAUUUCUGUUGUUUCUGAUUUGUUACCUAGUGUAAAGUCAAAUCAAAUAUUCCACGAACAUAUAAUAGUAUCUAUUAAAGAUUUAUCAAAUAAAUUUGAUAUAUUGAUUGAUAAUGUAAAUGAUAUUAAAAAAAUGUUAAAUAACAUAUUGAACAAUACAAAUUAUAAUUUUUCAGUAUUGAUUUAUGAUGAAGACACUAGUAUGGCAAUGCAGAUUUAUAAUUUAUUAAAAGACAAAAGACUUAAUGUGACUGUCAUGGAAUCUAAAAGCAAUUUAUACAGUGCUUUAAAAAACAUAGAAUUUAAUUUUAUGAUUUUUGGGGCCAAUUUGUUAUUUUUUAAAGAAGUUAUGAGAUACUUAAGGGGAUUUAAUCACAUGACACCUGUAAUUUAUAUUGGAUUUGAAAAAUACGAUUUUGAUCUGUACUCAAUUGGUGUAACAGAUUUUAUAAAAAAACCCUUUACUUUUUCAGAUUUUUUCAAUGUGAUUAACAAGUAUAUACCUAAAAAAGAAAAUAAUUAG